CGCGACUCCGGGUUUCACGGUCCUUAACUCUUCAUGCUUUUUCCUGAAGGCCGGCAACUCUGAUUGGCCACUUUUGCUAUAGUCGAAUUUCUCGUCCAGCCAGCCACAGAACAAGGCGAAUCCACUUUCUUCCCGUUCGGCUGCCUUCGGCAUUUUCCGUUCAUUAGGCGUGGUUUCCCAGCGACACUUUCUAAUUGGCUUCUCAGACAGAUCGGCUUUUUCCGGAACGAGCCGCAAACGAGAGACGUUGGUGAUUGGCUCCGCUUUGGGUUUCGGCUUCCCAGCCGAAGUGGGCGGGCGCGGACUCGGUCGGCUAUUCCCAGACGCCUGUUACGCGGGCGGCCGGGCUUUGGGCGGUGUAAGGCUGGGUGGGGGAGGAAGGAGGCGGAGGACGAGUAGGAAGGGGGAGGGGGAGCGGGGAAGCGCUAGGCGGCUGCGCAGACGGUGCUCCUCACACAGAGCUGCCCCCGACCCGGGCGAAUGCUGGUUUGUGCUGCUGCCGCUGCCGCCGCCGCCCGGGCCGAGUGACAAAGGAAGGAAGGAAGGAAGCGAAGAGGACCUGGCCCUGCAGCCGCUGACAGGGCUCCGGGCUCGGGGCAAAGCGCAGACACUUCCUGAGCAAGCACCGAUCAGAGGCGAGGGGCGGAGGGCGGCCGCGCCGGUGCCGUGGACGGGGGAGGGGGCCCCGAGGGACGGAAGCGGUUGCCGGGUUCCCAUGUCCCCGGCGUAUGGGGAGCAGUCGAGGAGCCGCUGCCUGGGGUCUGAAGGGAGCUGCCUCCGCUAUCGCCGCCGCCAUGGCCGCUGGAUCCAGCCGCCGCCUGCAGCUGCUCCUGGCGCAAUGAGGAGAGGAGCCGCCGCCACCGCCCGCCUCUGACUGACUCGCGACUCCGCCGCCCUCCUGGUCGCCGGGCCCCUGCCGCCAGCCCGCUGGAUCCCGCCGCUGCCGGAGCCGCAGCGUUUCCCGUCGCAUCUCGGAGCCACCCCUUCCUCCCAUCCCCCUCUCUUCAAGCGUGAGACUCGUGAUCCUUCCGCCGCUUCCCUUCUUCAUUGACUCGGAAAAAAAUCCCCGAGGAAAAUAUAAUAUUCAAAGUACUUAUUUUCAAUCAAGUAUUUGCUCCCGUUUCACGUGAUAUAUAUUUUUAAAGGAUUUCCCCCACCCCAUCCUCCUCUCUCAGGAAAGGGAGGUGAAAGAAUUGUAAUCCCCCCAUUCCAGCCCCAGAUUAUCUAUAUGUUCAAUAUCCGUACCGAUCUGUCUUGAAGGAGAAAUACAUCGCUCGUUUUUUUUUUUUUAAAAUAGCUAUACAAAAAAGUGAAAAGCCUGGAGAACGAAGUCUUUUUCUUUUUCUUUUCUUUUUCUUGUGAGAGAACUUAAUGCUGCAUUUAUCAUUAACCUAACACCCUAACAUAAAACAAAAGGAAGAAAAGGAGGAAGGAAGGAAAAGGUGAUUCGGGAAGAGAGAUCAUGUCAGGGCGGCCCAGAACCACCUCCUUUGCGGAGAGCUGCAAGCCAGUGCAGCAGCCUUCAGCCUUUGGCAGCAUGAAAGUUAGCAGAGACAAGGAUGGCAGCAAGGUGACCACAGUGGUGGCAACUCCCGGGCAGGGUCCAGACAGGCCACAAGAAGUCAGCUAUACAGACACUAAAGUGAUCGGAAAUGGGUCAUUUGGUGUGGUAUAUCAAGCCAAACUUUGUGAUUCAGGAGAACUGGUUGCCAUCAAAAAAGUAUUGCAGGACAAGAGAUUUAAGAAUCGAGAACUCCAGAUCAUGAGAAAGCUAGAUCACUGUAACAUAGUCCGAUUGCGUUAUUUCUUCUACUCAAGUGGUGAGAAGAAAGAUGAGGUCUACCUUAAUCUGGUGCUGGACUAUGUUCCGGAAACAGUAUACAGAGUUGCCAGACACUAUAGUAGAGCCAAACAGACUCUCCCUGUGAUCUACGUCAAGUUGUAUAUGUAUCAACUGUUCAGAAGUUUAGCCUACAUCCAUUCCUUUGGAAUCUGCCACCGGGAUAUUAAACCACAGAACCUCUUGUUGGAUCCUGAUACAGCUGUCUUAAAACUCUGUGAUUUUGGAAGUGCAAAGCAGCUGGUCCGAGGAGAACCCAAUGUUUCAUAUAUUUGUUCUCGGUACUAUAGGGCACCAGAGUUGAUCUUUGGAGCCACUGAUUAUACCUCUAGUAUAGAUGUAUGGUCUGCAGGCUGUGUGUUGGCUGAGCUGUUGCUAGGACAACCAAUAUUUCCAGGGGACAGUGGUGUGGAUCAGUUGGUAGAAAUAAUCAAGGUCCUGGGAACACCAACAAGGGAGCAAAUUAGAGAAAUGAACCCAAAUUAUACAGAAUUCAAAUUCCCUCAAAUUAAGGCACAUCCAUGGACAAAGGUCUUCCGACCCCGAACUCCACCGGAGGCAAUUGCAUUGUGUAGCCGUCUGCUGGAGUAUACACCAACUGCCCGAUUGACACCACUGGAAGCUUGUGCACAUUCAUUUUUUGAUGAACUGAGGGACCCAAAUGUCAAACUACCAAAUGGGCGAGACACACCUGCACUCUUCAACUUCACCACCCAAGAACUGUCAAGUAAUCCACCUUUGGCUACCAUCCUUAUUCCUCCUCAUGCCCGAAUUCAAGCAGCUGCUUCCACCCCUACAAAUGCCACAGCAGCCUCAGAUGCUAAUGCUGGAGACCGUGGACAGACCAAUAAUGCUGCUUCUGCGUCAGCUUCCAACUCCACCUGAACAGUCCCAAGCAGUCAGCUGCACAGGAAAAACUACCAGUACUUGAGUGUCACUCAGCAACACUGGUCACGUUUGGAAAGAAAAUUAAAAAGAGAAAAAAAAAAAACUGUUCAUUUUAGUGUUCAAUUUUUUUUAUUAUUAUUGUUGUUCUUAUUUAACCUUGUAAGAUAUCUAUAAAUACAAAA
Marmota flaviventris (yellow-bellied marmot) is the source of this 2910-nucleotide messenger RNA. It is a transcript of the gene Gsk3b, whose product is annotated as glycogen synthase kinase 3 beta. Gene Ontology annotation, biological process: peptidyl-threonine phosphorylation; regulation of neuron projection development; positive regulation of proteasomal ubiquitin-dependent protein catabolic process. The record is from RefSeq and is a predicted model, not a curated record. Gene Ontology annotation, molecular function: ATP binding; tau-protein kinase activity; beta-catenin binding. NCBI's taxonomy places the organism in Eukaryota, Metazoa, Chordata, Mammalia, Rodentia, Sciuridae. Gene Ontology annotation, cellular component: beta-catenin destruction complex; cytoplasm; axon.